This is a messenger RNA of Mixia osmundae IAM 14324, 1003 nucleotides long. RefSeq lists its product as uncharacterized. NCBI's taxonomy places the organism in Eukaryota, Fungi, Basidiomycota, Mixiomycetes, Mixiales, Mixiaceae. The coding region runs from base 1 to 729 and encodes 242 amino acids. The record is from RefSeq and is a predicted model, not a curated record. The transcript has 2 exons.
AUGCAGCAGAGCGCUCACGAUGAUGUAGAGCUCGUCAUCUCAAGCUUGCUCGACGAGGAGCUCGUCCGGGAUGAUCCAAAAUUUGACAUUCGAUUGGCUCCCGGCGUGUGGCUUGCUGUCGACUACACCUCACGCCUUCGAUGCAACAUACACGGCGACGGUCUAUCGAGGGAAAAGCAGGAAGCCUUGACCGCGCUGCUCACCCGUCUGCUGAACGAACAACCGGCAGAGCUCCCCCUCUUUUCUUUGCUGAACGAUCUGCGCGCCUGGCUCGUCGAUCAUCCGCUUGAGGCUGAUCACACUGGAUCCGUCGAGGAGGCCGCACCACCGUGCACGACGACAGUGACACUCAAGACGGUUCUCUUCUGGUCCCAUCACCUCAAGUCGACCAUAAAGCGCAAAGACAUCCACGCCUUUAGCUCUGAACUCGGCCUGUGGACGAUCGCCAGGCCCGGCUAUCCAGGCGUGAUUGUCUCAGAGGGCAAGCAGGAAGAUCUUGAUGAAUUUAUACGGCGCAUCAAAGCGAUGCAAUGGAAGGCCUUGACCGUGAGAUACGAUGAAGUGCAUACAGUCGCACUCGACGCCUGGACCGAACGAGUCUCUCUGGCAAAGGUGAUCGGUCCCAAGCCUCAUGCGAUAGAAGUCGAGAGCAUGUCAGAGCUCAGUGCUGCAAUGGAUCAAGCCAGCCUGAGAAGCGUCUUUCUGUCUGCAAUGAAACUGCAGCAAUAGUCCUCGCAUAGAGCUCUACACCGGUGCAUGAACAACAGCAAGCCACGUGAAGACGCUAUCGCUUCGAAUAGCGAAGGAAGCGACUGGCGAUAAGUAGUACGAUCAGAUUGAACACGAAGAAUGCCACGAAUAUGCCGAUAUCUAUCUUUGCCGGUCAGCUCGUCCCUGCAGAUAAUGCAACGAGCGCACCUCGACCACGAUAUUGGUACUGGAUGUCUAGAGGAUCUGUGAACUGUUGGCCUACACGGUACUGGCAGUAGUUGCAGCCCGUGGU